AUGUUAUAUUCUCCCAAUUAUGUAUAUAAGCAUGGAGUAGUGGACAAGAGUUCUAUCUAUUAUCUUUCUAUCUUUUUAAUGUCUAUUUAAAUGUUGACGGAAUUCUGUGUCCAUGCGAUAAAGAUAUACGGAAGUGAGGUUCCAGGUGUAAGGGUGACUGGAUUGUGCCGAAGUUUUGUGGAUUUUGGAAUUACCACCUUUUGAUGGAGGCGUGAGUUCAUUUCACAAAAUGAUGCACUAUAAAAAAGGAAAGAAUGUAGAGGAGGAGCUGACACGUGAGAAUAUUCCCAUCGAGUGUUUGCCUGCCGAUUAUCUGUGGAUGCAUGUAAAAGGCGGCACGAAAGUUUCAAACGUCUUGGAAUUUGCAAAAAAAACUCUCGACAAUGGUGAACAUCGUUCAAUUGUGUGGAGCGGCUCAGGCGGUGGAGUAGGCAAGACAAUUUCGUGUGCAGAAAUUCUUAAAAGAAAUUAUCCUAUUCAUCAAGUAACACGCUUGUGUUAUCGAAAGGUGGAGGAGUAUUGGGAACCUCAAAUGCCGGGGUUGGAGGAAAUUGUCGCUACGAGACAGAUACCAUGCAUACAUAUCUUGACAACAUUGGAUGAGUUGGAUAAGACUAUUCUGGGGUACCAGGACUCUAAAACAAAAACUUCUCUCUGGAUUGAACGGGAAGCUAAGCCAAGAGGUCAACAACGAAAUUCACAACCUGGUGGAAGCGGUGAAAAUAAAAAGAAAUUCCGGCAAGGCCAAGGACAAGGGUCGAAGCAGAAUAGGAAGUCGAAGCACCAAAAGGACCAAUCAAAAGAUAAUAGUCGUAAUGCUCCUGAAAAGAUGGAAACAUGAAAAAAUUUUCUUGUUUUCUCUUUAAUUUAUAAUAAAACAAAAUAAUUGUCGCUAAA
Messenger RNA from Hermetia illucens (black soldier fly), 897 nucleotides. RefSeq names its product ribonuclease P protein subunit p25-like protein (gene Rpp25). The transcript has 5 exons. NCBI's taxonomy places the organism in Eukaryota, Metazoa, Arthropoda, Insecta, Diptera, Stratiomyidae. The record is from RefSeq and is a predicted model, not a curated record. The coding region runs from base 230 to 841 and encodes 203 amino acids. Gene Ontology annotation, cellular component: ribonuclease MRP complex. Gene Ontology annotation, biological process: tRNA 5'-leader removal. Gene Ontology annotation, molecular function: RNA binding.